AACUAUGGCGCGCUAAAAUCUUAGCAAAUUUUAAAAUCAUUUGAAACUACAUUUUGUAAAUAAAUAAAGACAUUUAUAAAGAAAUAAUAAAAAAUGACUGAUAUUAAAGUAACAGCGGAGUGGAAAAGAAGAGUGAAAUCUGAAUAUAUGAAAAUACGGCAUCAAAAACGAAUUAAAAGAGCUGAUGAAGUCAAAGUAGCCUGGAGUAAUAAUUGGAUAAAAAUGACGAAAACACUGGAAGAGGAAUAUGAUAGAAUGCAAGAAAAUGAUGUUGUUUGGGAUCCUCAACCAAUAAAGUUACCUCACGAAGAUUGUAUGAAAAAAACUGAAGUGUCUGGUAGCGAUGGUGAAAUUCAGAGAAUUCCAAUUCGAGUUAUGUACUCCGUAACUCCGAUUCCUACAAUGUAUACCUGGGCACCCAUACAACAAAAUUUUAUGGUUGAAGAUGAAACAGUUCUACAUAACAUUCCAUAUAUGGGCGAUGAAGUUUUAGACCAAGAUGGGAAAUUUAUUGAAGAACUUAUUAAAAAUUAUGAUGGAAAAGUUCAUGCUGAAAAGGAUCUCUCUUUUAUGGAUGAUUCCAUAUUUGUAGAAUUGGUGCAUGCUUUAAUACCUUACUGUUCCAAGGAGGACAACGGACAAAAUUCACCAAUUAAAACAAAUGCAGAUACUCCAGAAACACUGAAUGUCGAAAAAGAAAUCGAAGUAAAAGAAGAAAAUAUAUUAGUUAAAGCCGACAAAUUACCAUUUCCGCAACCGAUUAUAUUUCAUACGAUUAGCAGUAAUUUUCCGGAUAGAGGUACUCCUGAAGAAUUAAAAGAAAAGUAUAUUGAAUUAACUGAAAGACAAGAUCCAGAACGUCCACAAGAAUGUACACCAAACAUUGAUGGACCAAAAGCGGAAAGUGUUUCACGAGAACAAACUUUGCAUUCAUUUCACACCUUAUUUUGCCGAAGAUGUUUCAAAUAUGACUGCUUCUUACAUCGUCACCAAAUACCCGAAAUUUCAACGAAUUCCAAUGGACUUAAUAAUGUUCAGCGGAUUGGAUUACAAGCUUGCCAUCCAGGACCAAAUUUGCAAAAACGUCGUUUUCCUGAAUUAAAACCAUCUGCAGAUCCUUGUGGUUUAGCUUGUUAUAUGUUAUUGGAUGGUAUGAAAGAAAAGCUAGCUGCGGAUAAUAAAAAGAUUCCUUUAGUUUAUUCUGGAAAUGAAGCAAGUAGUGAAGAUAGUAACGACAGUAAUAGCCAAUAUAGUAAAGAUUUUCAAAACGAAAAUAAAGAAGAAACGGGUUGUUCAGCUUCUUCUGCAGAAAUUAAUUCCAUUAUGGCUGGAAUGAUGAAUACAACUAACUCAAAUUGCGUAUGGACUGGUGCUGAUCAGUCAUUAUUUAGAGCAUUGCACAAGGUUUUUUUAAAUAAUUAUUGUGUAAUAGCACAAGCAAUUAUGACGAAAACUUGUCAACAAGUUUAUGAAUUCAGUCAAAAAGAAGCAUUCGAUUUUUCGAUUGAAGAUUUACGAAUUGAUUAUACCCCACCUAGAAAAAAGAAAAAAAAAUACCGCGCAUGGUCUCAACAUUGUCGAAAAUUAUUCAAUGUAUCUAAAAAAGACACAAGUUCGAAUCAUGUUUAUAAUUUCAGUCCAUGUGAUCAUGAAGGCCAAUGUGAUAAAAAUUGUCCAUGUAUGAAAUCAUCAAAUUUUUGUGAGAAAUUUUGUAAUUGUAAAAGUGAUUGCGCAAACCGCUUUCCUGGUUGCCGUUGCAAAGCUCAAUGUAAUACCAAACAAUGUCCGUGCUAUUUAGCUGUACGUGAAUGCGAUCCAGAUUUAUGCCAUUUUUGUGGAGCUAGCCAAUUUAAUUUGACGAAAAUUAACUGUAAGAAUGUCAGUGUCCAAAGAGGAAUGCAUAAACAUUUGUUGAUGGCUCCGUCAGACAUAGCUGGCUGGGGAAUAUUUUUGAAAGACAGUGCCCAAAAAAAUGAGUUCAUAUCAGAAUAUUGCGGAGAGAUUAUUUCGCAGGACGAAGCCGACCGACGUGGAAAAGUUUACGACAAAUACAUGUGCAGUUUUCUGUUUAAUUUGAACAAUGACUUUGUUGUUGAUGCGACACGUAAAGGAAAUAAAAUUCGUUUUGCAAAUCAUUCUAUAAGUCCUAAUUGCUACGCAAAAGUUAUGAUGGUCAAUGGAGAUCACCGUAUUGGAAUAUUUGCUAAAAGAGCUAUACAACCCGGGGAGGAAUUGUUCUUUGACUAUCGAUAUGGACCAACGGAACAGUUGAAAUUUGUUGGAAUUGAAAGAGAAAUGGAAAUCGUCUAAUUAGAAAUCAUAAUUGGAACUGGUGGCGAAUUGAAUGAAUUUUUUGUCAUUGUUCAUAUACAUAAUUUCAUUUUUAAUUUGUUUUCGUAGAAUGUCAGGAUUUUAUAAUUCAUAUUUAUUAAUUCAUUGUACUUUUGAAUUUUAUGUAAUAUUAAAUAUAUUUGCUUUAUAUUUUUAAA
Molecule: messenger RNA, 2489 nt
Organism: Condylostylus longicornis
Lineage: Eukaryota; Metazoa; Arthropoda; Insecta; Diptera; Dolichopodidae
Gene: E(z)
Product: histone-lysine N-methyltransferase E(z)
Exons: 10
Coding region: 94-2310 (738 amino acids)
Biological process (GO): chromatin remodeling
Molecular function (GO): protein binding; histone H3K27 methyltransferase activity
Source: RefSeq, a predicted model, not a curated record